Penicillium taxi is the source of this 276-nucleotide messenger RNA. RefSeq lists its product as uncharacterized. The transcript is spliced from 2 exons. The coding region runs from base 1 to 276 and encodes 91 amino acids. The record is from RefSeq and is a predicted model, not a curated record. Lineage: Eukaryota; Fungi; Ascomycota; Eurotiomycetes; Eurotiales; Aspergillaceae.
AUGGCCAUGGUGUUGAUGUUGCGCGCGUCUAAGGGAGUUGGGGUCGUCCCGACGGCCGCAGCGUAUACCUUAGUACCAUCUACUGAUAUUGACCACACUCGAAAUCAACACACCAAAAAUCCUAGAGACGCGAAGAUGCUAAUAGGAAAAGAUGGAUAUAAGCAUAUUCACAAAAUUCGUUUCCGAAAACCUUCGAAACAAGCUAUAGAUACACUCACCAGGACUGAUCGACAAAUCAAUAGACCAUCUGCUCGACACCAUAAAAAGAGGCACUAA